UCGCUCUCCAAUCACCCUGCUAUUCCCCUCUCUAUGACCAAAAUACCCCCGCAUUGAUUCGAUAACAAAAUAAAAAUUAAUUAUUGAAACAUAAGAAAAUAAUAAUAUUUGUUGCUCCAAACAUACUAAAAAUAAUAAUAAUAAUAAAUCGGGGUUUAAAAGAAAGGGGGUUAUUUUGGUAAAUUGAUGGAGGGAGGAGUAACCGAAAUAAAAAAUCAAAUUACUGGUUGGAAAACGAAAAGAAAGCAGAUAGAGAGAGGAAAUGAAGAUUUCAAGUCCCCGUACAAAUGGAAUCGGUUUUUUUCUUCUUAACCGAAUCCACCCCUACCACUUUUCCUCAUUUUAUUUCUUCUCCUUCUCUCUCUUUCUCUCUCUGUCUCUCCCUCAUCGUCAUCUCCAACCACUAUUCCGCGAUUCAGAUCGCUCGCUCCGACGAAUCCAAACCACCACGCUCUCUUCAUCUCUGUCUUGAGAUCUGAGCUUUUCCAGGGAGGGUUGAAAGUCUUCCGUUGGUGGUUGGAUGUGAUUGGUAGGGGAAUUGGUUUUUUCAGCUUGCUUUUGAUUGAUGAGAUGAAAUGGGAAAAGAAAAAGGAAACACCAAUCUUAGUCUUGAUUAUGUUGAAUGAUAAAUUCAUGUCUGCAUUAUCUUGGAAGCAAACAGAAGGUGUACAGUCUGGUUGUGCUUUCUCCCUUCUUCGGAAGCAUUAAAGUUUAAGGAAUAUGUUUGGAGGCAAUAACAACAACCCUGUUUUUCCAGUUUUCCUUGAGGAAAAUCGUUACCAAUAUGAUACUAAUGCAAUGCCCCAGUUGCAGUUAUUUGGAGACUUCCCAGUUGGAUGUGGUGGUAAUCCCCUAAACUACAUGAGAAAUGACCAUGCAAAUGCUCUGCAUGGACCAAUCAAAAGAAGCAGGGAGGCAGAAUCUUUUUCUAGACAUCAAAAACUUCACAUAUCUUUGAAUAAUAAUAACCUUUGCCAUGAUGAAGCUGGUCAGUCUGGGAGCAUCCUGAAUCCAAACCCAGUAUCAACUGGGCUGAAACUUUCUUAUGAGGAAGAUGAGCACAACUCUUCUAUUACUUCCGCAAGUGAUAGCAUGACCGCCGCGCUCCCUGUUAUUUCAUCUCUUGGUGAUAAUCUGAAGUCAGAGAUUGAUCGGCAGAAAGAGGAAUUUGAUCACUAUAUCAGAGUUCAGGAAGAAAACAUCAUCAAGGGUGUAAGGGAACUGAAGCAGAGACAAACAGUUUCCUUCCUAAGUUCUAUAGAAAAAGGAGUAGGCAAGAAAUUACGUGAGAAAGAAUUCGAGAUAGAAAAUAUGAACCGCAAGAACAAAGAACUAGUGGAGAGAGUAAAGCAGGUGACCAUGGAAGUUCAGUCAUGGCACUACAGAGCAAAGUACAAUGAGUCUUUAGUCAAUGUGCUGAAGAGCAAUUUGAAGCAGGUUCUGGCACAAGGUGCCAUGCAAGGGAAGGAAGGCUGUGGGGACAGUGAGGUAGAUGAUGCAGCAUCUUACACAGACCAUAUCCAAUUGGGCGUUGUGGGCUGUUCUGGAAAUCCUACAUCCAUGAAGAAGCAGGUGAAUUGCAGAGCUUGCAAGGUUAGAGAAGUGAGUGUGUUAUUACUGCCUUGUAGACACUUGUGUCUGUGCAUGGAUUGUGAAGGAUUUAUUGACGUUUGCCCGGUUUGUCGGGUAAUGAAAACUGCAAGUGUUCAAGUGUUCAUGUCGUGACUAAACACUUGCAAGUUUCAUUACCGCUUUUCAAGUACAGGAUUUACCUUGAAUUAAAAAUAUCUUCUCUCAUGGUCACUGGAAUUGUGAAAUGGGCAUGAGGCUGUUAAUGAACUUGUUGAAAACUUGAAAUAGAGGAGGGGGGCUGGUGCCUUGUUUUUGUUGUGUAUGUAUCUUGAUGUUCAGAAUCAAUAGAAAGAUCUUUAAACUCAAACUAGCCAAACUUCUAUCUUUUAUUGUACAAAUUCUGGAAAGAUGAAUGAUGUCAUCUCAAAUUUGUAUCAUUUGCAUUUUCAAUGAAUCUGUUUAAAUCCUUGUA
This is a messenger RNA of Vitis vinifera (wine grape), 2044 nucleotides long. RefSeq names its product probable BOI-related E3 ubiquitin-protein ligase 2. The transcript has 6 exons. The record is from RefSeq and is a predicted model, not a curated record. NCBI's taxonomy places the organism in Eukaryota, Viridiplantae, Streptophyta, Magnoliopsida, Vitales, Vitaceae. The coding region runs from base 721 to 1725 and encodes 334 amino acids. Gene Ontology annotation, molecular function: ubiquitin-protein transferase activity.